Messenger RNA from Rhinolophus ferrumequinum (greater horseshoe bat), 1386 nucleotides. RefSeq names its product bombesin receptor subtype 3 (gene BRS3). Gene Ontology annotation, biological process: bombesin receptor signaling pathway. The transcript is spliced from 3 exons. NCBI's taxonomy places the organism in Eukaryota, Metazoa, Chordata, Mammalia, Chiroptera, Rhinolophidae. Gene Ontology annotation, cellular component: membrane. Bases 139 to 1335 code for a protein of 398 amino acids. Gene Ontology annotation, molecular function: bombesin receptor activity. The record is from RefSeq and is a predicted model, not a curated record.
GAGUAUCCGGAUGUCUUGAAUUUGCUUGCCAUUCUGCUCUGUUCCUCUACCACCUCAUUACUAGACGUGGGCAUUGGACGUGAUAAUCAACUAUAUUUGAACUGAGCAGAAGAAUAUUAAAGGCAGUCUUCAGAAGAAAUGCCUCAAAGACAGCCUCAGUCACCUAAUCAGACUUUAAUUUCAACCACAAAUGAUACAGAAUCAUCCAGCUCUGUCGUUCCUAAUGAUACCAAAAAUAAAGGAUGGACCACAGACAACUCUCCAGGAAUAGAAGCAUUAUGUGCCAUCUAUAUCACGUAUGCUGUAAUCAUUUCAGUGGGCAUCCUUGGAAAUGCUAUUCUCAUCAAAGUCUUUUUCAAGACCAAAUCCAUGCAAACGGUUCCAAAUAUUUUCAUCACCAGCCUGGCUUUUGGAGAUCUUUUACUUCUGCUAACUUGUGUGCCGGUGGAUGCAACUCACUACCUUGCAGAAGGAUGGCUGUUCGGAAGAAUUGGCUGUAAGGUGCUCUCUUUCAUCCGGCUCACUUCUGUUGGUGUGUCAGUGUUCACGUUAACAAUUCUCAGCGCUGACAGAUACAAGGCAGUUGUGAAGCCACUGGAGCGACAGCCCUCCAAUGCCAUCCUGAAGACCUGUGCCAAAGCUGGCUGCAUCUGGAUCGUGUCUAUGAUAAUUGCUCUACCAGAGGCUAUAUUUUCAAAUGUAUAUACUUUUCAAGAUCCCAACAAAAAUAUGACAUUUGAAUCAUGUGCCUUUUAUCCUGUUUCUGAGAGGCUCCUGCAAGAGAUACAUUCUCUGCUAUGCUUCUUAGUGUUCUACAUUAUUCCACUCUCUAUUAUCUCUGUCUAUUAUUCUUUGAUUGCUAGGACUCUUUACAAAAGCACCUUGAACAUACCUACUGAGGAACAAAGGCAUGCCCGCAAGCAGAUUGCAUCCCGGAAGAGAAUUGCCAAAACAGUGUUGGUGCUGGUGGCUCUGUUUGCUCUCUGCUGGUUGCCAAAUCACCUCUUGUAUCUGUACCGCUCGUUCACUUAUCAAACCUACGUGGACCCCUCUGCCAUUCAUUUUGUUGUGACCAUUGUGUCUCGGAUUCUGGCUUUCAGCAAUUCUUGUGUAAACCCCUUUGCUCUUUACUGGCUGAGCAAAACCUUCCAGCAGCAUUUCAAAGCUCAGUUGUUCUGUUGCAAGGCAGAGCUGCCUGAGCUUCCUGCUGAUACCCCUCUUAACAAUCUGGCUGUGAUGGGAAGGGUCCCGGGUGCUGGGAGCACGCAGGUGUCUGAAAUUAGUGUGACCUUGUUCACUGGGGGUAGUGUGAAGAAAGAAGAUGACAGAGUCUAAAUUUAAAAUGGUAUUUUUCCUCCCAGCGUGUGUAUCCAACUCUGAACUAUG